UAUUUACAUUACCAGGCCUUAUUUCGAAUCGCCACUUAUUGGAAAAAAAAAAUAGAGACAAAGACAAUCCAGUGAUUCAAUGAAAGACUCUUUUUAAACAAUCUGGCACUUCAUAUUGAUUUGCAACUCAAAAGCAUGGCUCAGAAACCUUCACUAAGGCCUAGCACAUAUAACAUCGUCUUGGUAGGAAAAACAGGCAACGGUAAAAGCUCCACAGGCAACACAAUACUUCGGAGAAAAAGUUUUAGAGAAGACUGCAGCUCAACGUCAUGUACUGGAUCCUGUGAAUUGGCAAGUGUUAUGUUUGGGGAUUCCGUUUUAAAUGUUAUAGACACACCUGGGUUGAUAGACACAAACAGGAAACGGAAAGAAGUUUUAGACGAACUGCCAAAUAUCAUGAGUUUAUGUCCAGAAGGUUUUCAUGCUUUUAUAUUUGUGCUAAGAUGGGAUGUGAGAUACACGGAAGAAGAAUUUGAGACAUAUAAAAUUUUACUACAAUUUUUCGGACCAGAUUUUCUAAAGGUUUGUGUUAUUGCUUUUACAAGAGGCGAUAUUUAUAACCUGUCAAACAGCAAUGUUCCUUUUGAGCAGUGGUUAAAUGCACAAACAGGCGCCUUGCCUCUUCUGUUUAAAGAUUGUAAUAAUAAAGCAGUACUCUUUUCCAACAACUUCGAACAUGGUGACUUUGAUACGAAUAGAACAAAGUCCGUUGAGCAACUGAUUCGAUUUAUUCGCGAGGGUAAUUCAUUGUACCGCAACGUCAACUUUGCAAAAGCUGCUAAAGAAAGAAAGAAAUUGGCUACUAAAUAUAACUUGCCACAGCUACAAGCCAAGUAUCAAACAGAGCUCAGCUUGCUGGAAAAUGAGAUUUCUUACGCUAUGACAAUCGAAACUUCAGAAAAAAAACCAUGCUUGGAGAAUUUUGAGAAUGAAUCUUUACAAGAUGAAAAAAUAAAAAAAAAAGAAACAACUAUUCAGGGCUUGAAAAAAUUAGCUCAACACACACUUGCAUUAAUAGAUGAAGAUGAUGGUGGAACAGGACUUUUAGAUGAUUUCCGUCAGCGCAUGAAAGAGUUGUUUGAGAUGAUUUCAAGCCUCGAAAAGUCUCAGAAAAAUAGGGAAUUGAAAUUGCAGAAAAUUGCAGAGUAUACUCUUCUGCUAAAAAACCCGCCGAGUAUUUUUGGUAUUGUUUUUUCAAGCAUUGCUUUGGCAGGCACAGCUGUUGCUGGGGCUGUUAUAACUGGUCUCACAGUUGCUAUUCCACCGUUAGCUGCAGGAGUAGCAGUAGGAGCGGGUGUUCUGGUUGCUGCUAAUGCAAGUUCAAUUGGUUUCAAUGCCACAAAACUUAAAAAUUACAAUGAGCUUCUUAAAAAAUUAAAAGAUGAAAUAGACAGCCUUUAAAAAAAAUGUGUUAAUAUCAGAGGUAAUAAUCUGUACUACUGUAUUUGUAUCAUUUUUUUUUAAAUGAAGGAUAAGUCAUAAUGGUAGUAAUCGUUAACAACGAGCAUUUCAAGUUCACCACUUCUAUUUUAAUUUAAAUGGAGUUUAAAAUAUUUUAAAUUGUUAACAUUAACGUUGACAUAUUCUAUUCCUCAGGAAAAUUAAUUGCCACCUAAUCUAAGGGGAAACAGGGCGGGAAAGAUAAAAAUUGUAUUUUUUUGUUUUGUUUUAUAGAAGAUGGGGCUUUUACCUCAAAACUCUCUGGAAGGAAAUUUUAAACUCAAAAGCUACUUUGGCUGCGCUAGGGCAAGUGAUGGUGUAACAUUAAAAUCUCACCUAAAUAUAUCAAAAAAUCAAUCACAAAAAUCCACCCACCGUCUGCUGGGGGGGGGAUAUUCAUUUCGGAAAGGGAGUUUGAGCCAAGAAAACCCCCUGGCUACGCUCAUGAUGACCAGUAUGAUAUCUUAAUGUGAUCUUUAGACUCUUUGUCACAAUAGCAAAAAUUAUAAACGUCAGUAUCUAUCUUGUUAAAACUUCUUUAGCUUAUAUUAAGUAAUUGAAAAUGAAAAAAAUAAAUGACUAUAUCUUUUUUUUUUGUUAUUUUGUUAGAUUCAUUUAUUUUAAGCUCUUAUUUUUGCGCCUAGAAGAUAAUUAACCGUCUAUAGGGUUACAGAGUAAAGAUUUACCAUCAGCAGUUUGACACAGACAGAACUUAGCAUUUUGUAAUUAUUAUUUUUGAUUAAUAAAUGUGUCCGUUUCCAGUAUUUAAAUCAAAUACAUAAACUUUAGUUUU
Messenger RNA from Biomphalaria glabrata, 2233 nucleotides. RefSeq lists its product as uncharacterized. NCBI's taxonomy places the organism in Eukaryota, Metazoa, Mollusca, Gastropoda, Planorbidae. The transcript is spliced from 2 exons. Gene Ontology annotation, molecular function: GTP binding. Bases 136 to 1401 code for a protein of 421 amino acids. The record is from RefSeq and is a predicted model, not a curated record.